Messenger RNA from Selaginella moellendorffii, 682 nucleotides. RefSeq names its product nucleolar protein 16-like. The transcript is spliced from 4 exons. The record is from RefSeq and is a predicted model, not a curated record. Bases 34 to 495 code for a protein of 153 amino acids. NCBI's taxonomy places the organism in Eukaryota, Viridiplantae, Streptophyta, Lycopodiopsida, Selaginellales, Selaginellaceae. Gene Ontology annotation, biological process: ribosomal large subunit biogenesis. Gene Ontology annotation, cellular component: nucleolus.
GGCUUGCCACGUCGGCUUCUUCAUCUAGGGUUUAUGGCGAGAUCGAGAGCCAAGUACCGGAAGAACAGGCCCAAGGUGCGCGUUCGAGUGCCAAAGAAGCCCAAGAGGCCGCAAGCGCAGGAUGUUGCCAUCCCCGGCUCGCAAGAAAUACUUAAGCUAGAUGAGAAGACCGUGACGGCGAGCUACAAAUCGGCGGGGAUUCUUGCCGAUCCAAAUCGUCUCCAGUCGCACGACUUGCCACUGACCGAUGCUGUGAUGGAAUCGCUCGAGACCGACGAUGUUCGCUCUGCUCUUGGCAAGAAACGAAGGGAUGGGAAGAAUGCUGGCUUGCAGCGUCUCACAAAGAUGCAGAGAGUCCAUAUCGCGCGGCUCAUCAAACAGUAUGGGAACGACUUCGAGGCAAUGGCGAGAGACAUAAAGCUCAACACCAUGCAGCAUUCUCAAGGAGUUCUCAGGAAGCUCUGUGCAAGGUUUCACGCGUACCAUCAGCUAUGAACUCCAAGACAAUAGUUUUUUUCCCAUGAACCAAAAAGAAAUGGAACAACUUAACUUAGUACACGCCAGGGAGUACCUUGUAAGGAACUUCUCGGCAGUACAGGUCCCAGAAUUUUUUGUACCUGGAUAGGAAAAAAUGUGUAAGAGCGUGAACGAAAUGAAAUGCGAGAUCUUACUUCGUCCGGCA